AUGCUGGACGAUUUGGUAGAUGCCACCACUGCAAACGAUUCGACCGCUAAACUGGCGACUGGCCUCCGCAUCUGUCAGUCUUGCGUUUCCUCGGAGAGAUACAAAUGGAUAUUGGACCUGGGGCCGAUUGAAUUCAAGCCAUCUGAUGCGACGUUCAAAUGCGCAGCGAAGGAUUCAGGUUGCUCCGAGGAUCAACUUACUUUUGAGGAGUAUUGGAUCGGAGCUUGCUGCAACAAAGCAGCCCAGCGAAAUUGCAACUCAAAAGACGCUCAUCUUGCCAAUGUGCAAAAAAUUUACGAACGUGUCAGAGGAGAAGAAGAAAAUGCCGAAAAAGCUGCGAAACAAGCAAAAAUCGAUCUGAUUGACGCGGAACAAGCUCUCGAAGAAGCGAAGAAAGCAGUAACAGAAACUGAAGAAACGCGGGUUCGCACGAAAGAUUAUAGAAGAAAGGUUCAGAAACGUCACUUGUUCCUUUCCGAAAUUGCCAUGAAAGAAGACAACGAAGAUUUAGCGGAAAUGACUUUCGUGAACGAGGCGAAGUUGAGUGACAAGCUCAAGUGCAAAGUUUGUAAUGAACUGUUCAACGACGUUCGCGAAGAAACAAUCAUCACAUCUUGUUCUCACAAGUUAUGCAGCGUGUGCUAUACCUCUCUUGAACAGAAGAACUGUCCUUUCUGUCGUAAACGAUUUGCCGCGUCAAAAGUCGUCAAGGUCUUCGAUCUUUAG
Oikopleura dioica is the source of this 726-nucleotide messenger RNA. NCBI's taxonomy places the organism in Eukaryota, Metazoa, Chordata, Appendicularia, Copelata, Oikopleuridae. The record is from the annotation of a GenBank genome assembly.